This is a messenger RNA of Salvelinus namaycush (lake trout), 1914 nucleotides long. RefSeq names its product interleukin-17 receptor D-like. Bases 4 to 1914 code for a protein of 636 amino acids. The record is from RefSeq and is a predicted model, not a curated record. The transcript is spliced from 10 exons. Gene Ontology annotation, molecular function: interleukin-17 receptor activity. NCBI's taxonomy places the organism in Eukaryota, Metazoa, Chordata, Actinopteri, Salmoniformes, Salmonidae.
AAGAUGAACUCUCAGCCCUUCCCUGGCCUGGCCUUUGAGAUGGACUACAUGGUUCGGAUUGUUCCUUUCCCCACCUUCAUGAAUGACAGCUUCUUCCCUCCGUCCUUCCUGCGCACCAACUCCUGUGAAGUGCUUCUGGGACCCGACAACCUCGUCUGCAAACCAUUCUGGAAGCCCAAGACCCUCAACAUCUCUCAGCGGGGCACCAACCUCCAUGUUGUCUUUGACCACGCCCCUUCCACCUUUGGCUUCACCGUUUACUACCUGUACUACAAACUACGACAGGAGGGACCCUUCAGGCUCAAACGCUGCAAACCGGAGUUAAAUCUGCCCAAAACAACAUGUGUUCUUCAAGAUGUGAUACCAGGAACCUAUGCGAUUGAGCUGCGAGAUGACACCAACACCACCAGGAGACAGGCCCAGUACCACGUGAGCCAAGCCCACUCCCCGUGGGCAGGUCCUAUCAGAGCCAUGGCCAUCACUGUUCCUCUGGUCAUCAUUUCUGCCUUUGCUACACUCUUCACCGUCAUGUGCCGCAAGAAACAACAAGAGAACAUCUACUCCCAUCUGGACGAGGAGAGCUCUGAGUCAUCGUCUCACACCACAGCUCUGAAUGCAGACAGGCCCUGGCCCCGGACCAAGGUGUUUGUCUGCUACUCCACUAAGGACUGCCCCAAACACCUCGCUGUCAUACAGAGCUUCGCCUUCUUCCUCCAGGACUUCUGUGGCUGUGAGGUGACUCUGGACCUAUGGGAGCACCUGCAGAUCUGUAAGGAGGGCCAGAUGUCCUGGCUGAGCCGGCAGAUAGAUGAGGCUCACUACAUCAUCACUGUCUGCUCCAAGGGCCUCAAGUACUACGUAGAGAAGAAAAACCGCAGAGGGAAAUCACCAGCCAGAACUUGCCCUGGAGCAGCUGCAGCAGCGAAUGGAGCAGAGCUCUUCAUCGUUGCCGUGGCAAUGAUCGCAGAGAAGCUUCGCGAGGGGUGCCAGAAAGACCAGGACCUGUCUCGUUUCAUGGCCAUCUACUUCGACUACUCCCACGAGAGCGAUGUCCCCACCAUGCUGAGCCUGGCUCCCAAGUUCAAGCUCAUGGAUCAGCUCCCUCAGAUGUUCAGCCUCCUCCACUCUCGACAGCUCAGUUUACCAGAGCGUGAACAGCAGCCUCUCAACAUCAGCAAGAGGAACUACUUCCGGAGCAAGUCGGGGCGGUCUCUAUACGUAGCCAUCUGUAACAUGCACCAGCACAUUUCUCUGGAGCCUGAUUGGUUCGAGAGGCAGCUGAUGCCUGCCCCCCCAGCCCCGCCUCCGAAGCAGCGUGAUGCUGCCGGAACGUCUUCAUCAUCAUCACCUCACAUGGGGAAGUUUGACUCUGGGCUGGUGCUCAAUGAGGUUCUGUUUAAGUUGCCAUCAGAAAGUGAGAGUACUCUGAAGAGGAAUGUGCUGCUCACGUCUCUCCCACCCAACCUCAGUCUGGCCCACUGCUCCCUGGACAGACCUGUGGGGCCUGGGCCCGGCUCCAGCCUCUCUCAGGGGGAGAUCGGGGGGCUGUCUGGGGCCUCAUCUGGUCUGGGUCCUCUGGGUCUGGGGUCUCUGAGGCCUGUGGUCCCUCCCCAGGCUGGGGACGGCUCGGCCAGUCCUCCAGAGAUGCCCAGGGACUCGGGGAUCUAUGAUUCAUCAGUGCCUUCCUCUGAGCUGUCCAUCCCCCUCAUGGAGGGCCUGUCACCUGACCAGGCUGACUCCUCCUCUCUGGCCGAAAGCGAAUCAUCUUCUUCCGGACUGGGUGAUGAGGAGCCACCUGCUGUCAGCUCUCUGCGCUGCGCCAUGGCAACCAUCUGUAAAGCUGAGCUCCACCAACAACAUCUAAAGCAGUCUGAAGGACUGGGGCUCCCUCCUGUUCCUGUUGCUCCCUUGUAG